This is a messenger RNA of Acanthopagrus latus (yellowfin seabream), 1660 nucleotides long. RefSeq names its product calumenin a (gene calua). NCBI's taxonomy places the organism in Eukaryota, Metazoa, Chordata, Actinopteri, Spariformes, Sparidae. Gene Ontology annotation, molecular function: calcium ion binding. The record is from RefSeq and is a predicted model, not a curated record. The transcript has 7 exons. Gene Ontology annotation, cellular component: endoplasmic reticulum. The coding region runs from base 197 to 1141 and encodes 314 amino acids.
GGAGCCGGAUUGGCAGCGAGAGUACGGAAACGUUCCUGCGUGCCUGAGGGCGACAUGGUCGGCAGAGAAAACAGACCCUGACCCGGGACAAACACCACACAGGACCGAGUCCGUGACAGACAAACGAGGGGGUCCUACUCGACACAACGCGAGUCCGAGUCCACGAGCAGGAGCUGCAGCCACACAGUGUGUCACGAUGAUCCGUCCUUUGCUGAUGUGUUUCAUCCUCUGCGUCGUGUACGGCAGCAGUAAACCGACAGACAGGAAGAGUCGAGUCAACAAAGAAGAACCUCUUAGUCACCUCAAACAUGACGACGACAAAAACUACGACUAUGACCAUGAAGCUUUUCUGGGUCAAGACGACGCCAAAACCUUCGACCAACUGCCACCAGAAGAGAGCAAACGGAGGCUCAGCAUUAUCGUGGAUAAAAUCGACAGCAACAACGAUGGCUUUGUCUCUGAGGACGAGCUGAAAGUUUGGAUCAAAGCUGCUCAGAAGAAACACAUUUUUGACAGCGUGGAGCAUCAGUGGAAAGACUUCGACAUGAACAACGAUGGCCUGAUCAGCUGGGACGAGUACAAGAACGUCACCUAUGGCAGUUACCUAGAAGACCCUCAGACAGAAUCAGAGUAUAACUACACUCAUAUGAUGUCCAGAGAUGAGAGACGUUUCAAAGUCGCCGACACAAAUGGAGACAUGAUCGCAGACAAACAAGAGUUUACAGCAUUUCUUCAUCCUGAAGAUCACGAACACAUGAGGAGCAUCGUGGUGCAGGAAACAAUAGAAGACAUCGACAAGAAUGGAGACGGUUUCAUCGAUCUGCAGGAGUACAUCGGUGACAUGUUCACCUCAGAGGACAAUGAAGAAGAACCAGAGUGGGUGGUGGCAGAACGUCAGCAGUUUUCUGAGUUCAGAGACAAAAACAACGAUGGGAGGAUGGACAAAGAAGAAACCAUGGACUGGAUUCUGCCGUCGGAUUAUGACCACGCUGAAGCUGAAGCCAAACACCUGCUGCAUGAGUCCGAUGCCAACAAGGAUGGAAAACUUACCAAAAAGGAAAUCCUGGACAAAUAUGACGUGUUUGUUGGAAGUCAGGUGACAGACUUCGGUGAGGCGUUACUACGACACGAUGAGUUCUAGAGACGGAGCAGAUUUGUAGACUGAAAACAUGAUUUUAAUUUAUUUUGUAAGGGUUAGGGUUACAACUUUGUGUGUUUACAUUUGGCCGUCUUGUUUGAGGCGUCUGUCACGUUUUUCUGUUUAACUUUUUCCGUCCUGGUUUCAUUGGUUUCUGCCGCUCGCUGUUUAAUUUCUCAUAUUAAAUGUUUGAGUUUCCUGAUGCUGUGGUGAAGUUCAAUGACAUUUUCUGUCUUUGGUGCCUCAGAGAUUUUUGCUGUAAAGUUUGAGUGAUUGAUUUGACAGUUCACAACACUGACACCUAACACACAAAGACAUAACUUUAAAACAGUUUGGGAUUUUUAUUUAAAGAGGGUUGGAGAAUAAAAUUAAGUUCAAAUGUAAAUUCAAAUUUUAUAUUUAUCAGACUUAUUCACUUCAGCCUGUGCUGAAUUUGCAUACAGAUAGAAAGUCAUUGAUCCAUGUUUUGGACUUCAUGCUGUACUUUGACAGCCUGUUUAUCAAUAAAACAUUUAAAAAUCA